Molecule: messenger RNA, 2921 nt
Organism: Orbicella faveolata
Lineage: Eukaryota; Metazoa; Cnidaria; Anthozoa; Scleractinia; Merulinidae
Product: IQ motif and ubiquitin-like domain-containing protein
Biological process (GO): flagellated sperm motility; cilium assembly
Cellular component (GO): acrosomal vesicle; motile cilium
Molecular function (GO): protein binding
Source: RefSeq, a predicted model, not a curated record
UCUCAGAAACAGCGAGACAAAAAGAGUCCGACCAUAUUUUGAAGCUGUUCGGAAAACUUGUCAGGAAUCAAACAGCUUUUGUGAAAAAUGUCUGCCGAGGGAGAAGGUGUAGAGAAUAAAGUUGCAAAUGACGGCAACAGCGAGGAGCAACAGACGAAAGAAGAUUCCCCUCAAGUAGGAAUUGCCGUCGAUCCAACACAGCCCGUCGAUCAAAAUGGCGGCGAUAUUGAUCAUGAUUCUGCACAAGUCGUCACAGUUACGGAGAAAGAAGAUGUUGCUGAAAAAGAUGAUGAGGAGAAAAAAGAAAAGAACGAAGUUGUCGAUGCGAGUAUUGAUCCUAAGAACUCAAUUACUACUGAAGAAAUUAGCGAAAACCCUCCCGAAGAACAACAAAGUCCAGCGAGUCAAAAAGAGGAUCCAAAAAUGGAUGAACCAGCCAUGUCUGUUGUUAUUUCAGAACCAGAUAAAGACGUCGUAACGCAAGAAGCGAAUGCUCAAACUGAGGGCAGAGAAUCACCCAUUGGGAAUGCGGGUGUUUCUGUCGACAGUCCAGGGAAAGGAGAUAACAGAGUGAUCGAAACACAGUCAGAAAGCGACUCACCUCUAGUGGCUCCUCCUACAUCCAAAGCUGAGAAGUCUAUAGAUAAUGAAAUCCCAGCGAAAAAUGUCACAGGUCACCCUGAGUCUGGGGGAAUAGCUAAGGAUGGCUUUACCGCAAACGUUAAAUUCAUCAUUAUGCCAGAAGGCCAUGUACAGAGCAUGACUUGUUCCUUAAAGCAGUCCUUCUCUGAACUAAGAAACCAUUUUUCAUCAGAAUUUAACCAGCCACCUCAAGUGAUACUGAUGAUAUUUGAUGGAAAAAUGGUAGAAGACCACACAGUGUUAUCAGACCUGGGUGUUCAAUCUGGACAGACAGUACAGGUAGAAAUUCAGUCAGCAGAUCCUGUCAACAGACCUUUACAUUACAGGCAGGCAUCACCGGCCUACAAGCUACCAGAUAAAGUCAAUGUCAAAGUAGAAGUUGGUGGCAAAGAAGUUGAAGUUGUUGUUUAUAUCGUACAAGAGACUAGAAAAAAGCCAUUUUUGGGUGGCUACAAACAUAGACUGACAGGAGUAGAGUUCCAUAAUGCAUCUGUACAGACCUUACCCAAGGUCCGUGUUCCAUCAUCUGUUGAGAAGUUUCAUCGUGACACCCAGACAUACAAGCUGCGAAACAGAGUCCAACAGACAACAAAUACUACUUCCACGCAAAUGACCAAGGAUGGCUGUUAUGUGUCAAAUGUCCAAGAUAAAAUACUGAUACCUGGAAAAUAUGUCACAGCUGAACAACAACACAGGAAAAUUUUAAAGAAGGUAAUCAUCCUUCAAACAUACUGGAGAAGAUGGCUGGCAAAGAAUUAUGUUCAGAGACUAAGAGAGGAUCGCAAACGACGUCAAGAAUGGGAGAGACAGGAGGAACUAAGAAAACAGAGAGAAAGAGCUGAAAGAAUUAAGAGAGAAUGGGAGAGAAGAAUAAAUCCUAAGACAAAGGAAGACUUUGAUCUUCUCUAUGCUCAUUUAGAGAAAUGGCGUAAUGAAGAGAUGGCUAUAAUAGAUGAGCUAUAUGCAGGCCCUGAGCGAAAGGCAGCUCUUGUAGGCUUAUUAGAACAGGAAGCAUACCUAAUUGCUUCCAUUGAUAGGCACAAGCUCUCUGCAGAUGAAGAAAACAGAGACAAAAGAGUCAAGAACUUCUUGAACAAGGCUGCUGCUCCAAAACAGUGGAAAGCUUUUGACGGCAAGAUAACUGAAAUGGACACGCCUUACACUAUCCGUGCCCAGGAGUUACGGGACAUUUACAGCACGCUCAGCAUGAAGUACCUAACACAGGAUGAAAGGCUGGACGUACUGCUGACUCUUAAGCACACAGUAAAAGAACACGACUGUAAACUGACACAAGAGAUUAUUGAGCUCAUUGAUAGAGAAGCUGACUUGCUGAUGAGAGGUGUCAAGGAAUCCAAUCUUGAAGGUUUACGCAAGAGAAUUUUAACCCUGUUCCUUCAGUACUGCAAAACACCUCUUUUCAAUCCUGAGGCGGCUCGUCUGAUCAAGGUUCCGCAAGAUCCAACAGUAUUACGUAAAAACAUCUAUUUCUGUCCAAGUUGCAAUGCAUACCUACCAUCAACGGAGUUUCAACUCUCGUCAAAUUCAAGGGUCGUCGGAAGGUGUAGAAAAUGCACCAAACUUGACAACGACGCAAGAUUACGGCACGACUUCUCACAGUACAGAGUCAUGUUGAAAGAUCUGAGACGUUCUGAGGAAAGCUUUGAAGACGGUUCCAAGGUCGCCUACUUAUUACAGGAGCCCGACCUGCGUUAUCUGGUGGAAAAUAUUUGGAACAGUCAGAGUGUGCUGAGCGCUCAUGAGGACCUGUUCGAUUUGGUGCUUGUUCGAUGGAACAAAUAUGAGGAGUGGUCCCCUUGGAAUUGUAUCUUACUCACAAAAGAAGAGGCAUCGGCACAUGCUAAGCUCGAGAACGUCACCGAGGCUUACGGACGCAUGUUUAUCGGCAAGAUUCUCCACAAACAUGUCCUGGCAAGGAACUACUUUUCACGGCUGCCUGGAAUGGCUGAGCACAUGAAGAAAAUAUCAGUCCAGAGUCAAGGAUUAGCUAACAACGGACUCAGAGCAGCUUCGCUGAAAGCGUAAAUCCGUUCGAUUAACAGAACUUACUUGCCCGUUGUUUCACACCUUUCAAAUUUUAGUUUUGAAAAUGUAUUAUUCGGUCAAAAUGAAUGAAUUUGGGAGAGAAGGAAUCGAUUUCGCCCUUUUGGAUGGAUUUUUUGACCAGUGCCUGUAGAUAUGUAUUAUUUUCCUUGAGGAAAAUAACGGAAUCGUUACGCGGGUCAUGUUGUAAAUAAAUUGAUAGUUUACUGGAACAAGCA